AUGACGAGAAUCUGGAGGCUCUGCUUGCCCGAUGGAGAUGGAGGUUGCUCGUUCAUCAAACGAAAGGCGGAAGAAACGCCAAGCCACAACCGUCGCGCAUCAGUCGGCAGCUGGGGCCUCGCCCUCGCCAGCCCGGAUAACAUGUCCGCCAUCGCGUGCAUCGGCGUCCCCGUCGCGACACGCGCGCUCGCCGCGCGUCGCACGGCCGGGACCGCGGCGUCCGCGAGAUCGACGACCGUCGUCGUCGCGACGCGCGGUGCCGGCGCGUCGCCGCCGUCGGCUCGACUUUGCGGAAAGACGAGCGCGGUCGUCGCGAAGCGCUCGCUUCGAGGGACGUCCGCCCCUUUCGUCGCGCACGCCGCGCGCGGCGAUGCGACGAGGACGAGCGCGGCCGCUCUGGAAGUCGCCGCGCCCGUGGACGGCGAGGAGGACGCGAAGAAGCAGAUGUACGUCAAGAUCGUCAUCGCCGUCGCCGUCGCCGCGCUGGCGCUCGCGUUUCCAUGCGCAUCGCUCGCCGCGGCGAAAGCGAAGGGCGGCGCCGUCGUGGCCGCGGGGCCGAUCCCCUUCCUGCCGUACACGCACAACCAGAUCCUCCACGCGGUGAACCUCGGGUCGUUGCCCGCGUGGUUCUCCCUCGUGUUCCUCCCGCGGUGGAGGCACACGAAGACGAUCACGCUCUUCACCGCGGUGGCGUACUCGCUGUUGUACGUCACCCUCGCGUACGUUCUCUUCUCGAAGGCGAUAUUCUCCCUAGACAUCGCCUCGUUCAGCACGACCGCCGGGAUCGGUCGGAUGUUCUCGGACGCGACGGCGGUGCUCGCGGGGUGGGCGCACUUCAUCGUCUUCGACCUGUGGACCGCGCGCUUCUUCGUCAUGGACUCCGCGAGUGCGGGGAUACCGCACCUGUUGGUCGUGCCGUGCAUUCUCGCGUGCAUGUUCUUCGGCCCGCUCGGGCUGGUGUCUUACGUCACCGUGCGCAAGCUGUGCCAGACGGCGCAGACGCGGAACCCGUUGUCGACGAAGACGUUCAAGUUUUGAAUCGACGCGCGAAGCUCGCGAGAGAGGGGGAGAGAGAGCGAGGAGAGCGCGCGGCUUGCGCGAUAGUUAGCUAGUUUGGCGUUUAGGAGUAAGUUAGAAGUGCGCG
This is a messenger RNA of Micromonas pusilla CCMP1545, 1144 nucleotides long. RefSeq lists its product as uncharacterized. The transcript is spliced from 4 exons. Lineage: Eukaryota; Viridiplantae; Chlorophyta; Mamiellophyceae; Mamiellales; Mamiellaceae. The coding region runs from base 1 to 1038 and encodes 345 amino acids. The record is from RefSeq and is a predicted model, not a curated record.